AUGUUAUCAGUAAGAUCAAGAUCAAUCAUGUCUACAAUUACCGCAUCUACUGGAUCAACUACACAUCAUCACCAUCAUCAUCAUCGACAUUCAAGUUCAUCGUCAUGUAAUUCUAAACAUUCAAUUCUUAUACCUUCUCCAUUGAACAAUUUAUUACAUUCAGAUAAACAAAUAAAGUAUCAUUUUUAUAGUCUUGGUGGAGAUUUCAUACGAUUAGCUUCAUAUCAUCGAUUUAAACAUCUAUUUCGUGUUGGUGGUGGUUCAUUAGUUAAAGAAGUUGUAUUUGAUUUAUCUACUUUUUUAAAAAGAGAAUUAAAUGAUAGUAACUCAACUACUCAUCAACAGUUGAAAGAUUUUUUAACUUCAAAUGAAACUAUACUUAAAAAAGAAGAAUCUAUGAUUUUAUGUGAUCAUCAUUUUGGUUUAAAAAAUUGGUUAUAUAUUAUCUUUGGAUAUAUGUUACAAACUUAUACUGAAGAAGAAGUUGACAAUUGUUUAGAUCGGAUUAUUGAAAUGUAUUUGGAUGCAAGAAAGAAUAGAAUAUCUCCAAAUGAUAUUAGGAUAAUUCGUGAUGAAAAAGAUAAUUAUAUUUUAAAAACUUUUGAAGAUUUUAUAACCAAUGUUCCAAUUAGAAAUGAUUUACUUUAUGAAACUAAAGAACGUUAUGUUAUUUUCAAACAAACCAAAGAUCAUAAAAUAUAUUUACCUGAUUUACCAAGAAUCCAAAAUAAACAAUUAUUAGUAAAAGCAUUAAUGCAUAAAGAAUUUUAUCGAAUAUUAUUGGAUCCAAAUCAUGAAUUUGCUAAAAAAAUGAUGUUAAAAAAUUAUGAUUUAGAAUUUAAUGAUUAUGGAUUAGUAAGAAAAGAAAUUUCAUUUCUAGAUGGAUUAGGUGAUUUAUUCUUAGCUCAAGAAACAUCAAAAUUAAUUUAUGAAUUAUGUAAAAAUGGUAUUCAUGUAAAUAGUACAACUUAUCAAUUAUUAAAAAUGAUUUUUGCUACUAAUACAUUAAUGUCAAAAUUAACAAAAGCUUAUAAUUUAUUUCAAGGUUUAGAUGAUCCUUUAAUUAAUAUUCGAAUUUCAAAUGAAUGGUUACCUUAUACUACUUUAGGUAAAAUGUUGGAAUAUAGAGAUGCUGAAGAAACAAGAAUUUAUGAAGAAGAAUUCUUAGGUGAUUUUUUUGAAAGUUAUAUGGCUGCUUUAUUACUUGAACAACCAGAAGUUGCAAAAUCUUUUAUUAGAGAAAUUUAUCAAAGAUUAUCUCAAGUUAUAACUGAAACUUUACCCCCAGAUGUAACUUAUCAAAAAUGGACAAUUGGAAUAUUGGGUAGAAAUAUAUAUAACAAAAAGGAUUCUGCCUUGUUAUAA
Molecule: messenger RNA, 1365 nt
Organism: Candida tropicalis MYA-3404
Lineage: Eukaryota; Fungi; Ascomycota; Pichiomycetes; Serinales; Debaryomycetaceae
Exons: 1
Coding region: 1-1365 (454 amino acids)
Biological process (GO): RNA processing
Molecular function (GO): ribonuclease III activity
Source: RefSeq, a predicted model, not a curated record